This is a messenger RNA of Arabis nemorensis, 486 nucleotides long. NCBI's taxonomy places the organism in Eukaryota, Viridiplantae, Streptophyta, Magnoliopsida, Brassicales, Brassicaceae. The record is from the annotation of a GenBank genome assembly.
AUGACUUCUUCAAUCCAUGAGCUUUCUGAUAACAUUGAAAGUCAUGAGAAGCAAGAACACAGAGAGUCUCAAAUUUCUCCAAUAAGCAAUUCUGAAUCAAUAGCUACAAAUCUAGCCUACACAGAACAGCUUCCUCACUCCAUGGCACCUGGACACUAUCCGUAUCCAGAUCCCUACUACCGAAGCAUCUUUGCACCGCCUUGUCACACACAGGCGUAUCUUCCUUUGGUGGGGUAUUGUGUAUUACUCAGUACAUUGCUAUUCGUAUCCAGAUCUCUACUACAGAUAUUUGCACCGCCUUGUGACACAACCUUAUCCCCCUUUGGCGGCUUAAUACAAAUCAUUUCAGGGACAUCUGCAGUUAAUGGGGAAUGCAUCAACAAACUGUGCCUUUACCAUCUGAUGCAGUCGAGGAAAUUAACUGACUCUUCUGUUGAAGUCAUCUCUGCAAAAUGUCCCAACUUAAGCGUGCUUGACCCUGGCUAA